Messenger RNA from Ostrinia nubilalis (European corn borer), 13442 nucleotides. RefSeq names its product pecanex-like protein 1 (gene pcx). Gene Ontology annotation, cellular component: membrane; endoplasmic reticulum. The record is from RefSeq and is a predicted model, not a curated record. The transcript is spliced from 27 exons. Gene Ontology annotation, biological process: endoplasmic reticulum organization. The coding region runs from base 335 to 10051 and encodes 3238 amino acids. NCBI's taxonomy places the organism in Eukaryota, Metazoa, Arthropoda, Insecta, Lepidoptera, Crambidae.
UAGUGCUGUCAAAUGAAUUGGAAGCAAGUUGUUGCAGUGCUAAAUUUUGCUUUUUUCCUGUUUCACGAAACAUUAUUUAGCCAAUGCUUUUUUAGAAAUAACCAUUUACGUUCAUACAAGUCUAAACUUAGUAUUAUGAUAGUGUGAACGAUUAGUAAUCAAUGCCUAUAGAGUCUGUUUUUGCCUACACAACGUAUUUGUCAUACAAAAUGGCAGGAAAGACGAAGGGUUUGCAGACUUAGUUGUAAUGAGAUCAUGAUAACCAGAGUGUUGUUGAGUGUGUUAAGUGGGUGGACAGUGAAUUGAGUGCGGAAAUGUGGACAUAGCGCAUAAGAUGGGUUCGCAGACAUUAGAGAUAUUACGCCAAGGUGUUUGGGCAUCUCUGACAGGAGGAUGGUUCUAUGAUCCGCAUCAAAAUUUGUUUUGCAACACAGUUCACUUGUAUAUUUGGCUCUUCCUGCUAUGUCUACCUUUCUCAGUAUAUCUGUACUUCCCUCCAGCGAGUCUAGGUUGGAUAAUCUACUGUGCGCUGGUGGCGGUGCUGUUCACGUGUCUGAAGCUCCUGAACCACGGGUUGCACCAUAUGUACGACACUAGCGAGUGCAUCGUCAUCCAGCCCAGCGGAGACGCAUCUACGUCCAACAACAAUACAGUACCUGAAGAAGGCAUGGAGAUGCAGAUGCUGAGGCUCGGAGGCGCAGCCGCCGCGGGCAGCGACAACGAGUCGGUCACGUCUCUGGAGUACCACAAGCCAAAUAAUAGUACGAUAGAUCUAAAAGUAGAUGUUCAUCGUAAAAAUAGUUCAGAAUCAAGCAUAGAAGACAGUGCAACAUCCGCCAGGCUAGCCGAGGCCACCACCAAAUCUGACUUGUGCGUCGCACAAACGUCAGAAAUGCCGGGCCCUUCGAAAACCCGUCCACCGAACAGAAGCCGGUCCAAAUCCAGCCACAAAAGAGAUCAUAGGACUAAAACUAGGAGGACACAUGGGAACCGAAUCGACGAACUAAUCGUCGAGGAAAACUCCAAAAAUCCUCGUGUAGAUAACAAUUUACCUGUGCAUAUGUUAAUAGAUGAGGGUCCAUUCGCGAAGGUCAGCAGGAGGUAUCACGAGUGUGCGCACAGGCGAGGCUCAAGCAACAGAGACUUUUUCAAAGAAUGGCUGUAUUUGGACGCCAACGAAGCUGCCGGUGAGCCUUACCAGUCCAAGUUCGCUCGGCAGCUUAGUUCCGACUCGAGGGAUAAUUCAGAACCGAGCGUGGGGCCUCCGUCACCUAAGAAACGUAUUGCGCAUAGACGCAGAUACACAAAUUAUCCAGACGAAAGUUGCACAAAGUCAGCUAUAGCGUUAGCCACGGCGCAAUCCUCCAAUAUGAGAAGGAAUUCAAAUUCCACCAUGUCCACAAUACAGCUGCCACUUCUCAAUUCUACUGCGCAACUGGUGUCGCACAUGAGAAGGCAUUCCAACAACGCCGACACCGGUUUCUUUGCGAGUGUUGAAUUAGGAGAGUACAUGAUGGUGAAGGCCGAAGCUCCGAGUGGGGAAGUAGACAAAAACAAAGGAAAAAGUCCCGGAGUUCGAAGGAUAAAAAGUGCCGCAUUAGAAAUUGGGUGUCCACCUCCCAGUGUGUCCAAUCUCUCUCCUCAUCCCAAUAGUGCGGAAACAAUAGGCGGUCAAAUGCUGAAAAAUCCCAAAAGCGCGGUAAUCCCUCCUCCUAGUAAAUGUUUGACCCGCGGUCCACAUUUAAACCUAUAUCCUAAAAACGAAUCGGGCGAGGGUUGUAGCUACCCAUAUCUGACGUACGGUUCGGAGAUAGUUUAUCCAAUUGCAGAAAUAUCUGAUGAAAUGCAGACUUCCCAGAAAGAGACAGAUUUAGAUUCUAGUGGAGAAAGUUAUAGUGACUAUGACGAUGAGAAACAGUUUCGUGGAUUCGACUGGGAUGCGGAACAAUCGCCCGCGAUGCGCUCCAGCGAUUCAGAUUUUGAAAACAAUGGCUCUAGGUCGCCAUUGCUUGACCGGUCUGCAGACGUAAGAGUCGUUCGCACCAAAAACCAAAGCGAUUGUAAAAAGCAAUGUUGUGAUCGCCACCCUAGUUCUAAACAUAAUCCCGACUGUCCAAAUGACAAAUCUAAACCAGUAAGACUGAAAAAAGUUGUAAAAAGUGAGCCACAAUACGACAGUAAGCGUCCUGAACGUCCGAAUAAUCCAUGUGAAUGUAAAUUUAAUCCAAACGCAGAUUAUUUUGAUAAAGCAAGUGCAAGUUCAAAAGAUUUACUUAUAGAAAAAUCUAGUUUAGAAUCGAAUGAAAAUCCAGACCAAUCAGAGAAAAGGCCAGAAGUUAGGAAAAUUGCUGAAAAGAAACUCUGGGACCAUGAUAUAUCUAAUUCUAGCACUAGUAGUGAUUCUAACAUAGACAGGGGACAAGAAGAUAGUAAGGAAGAUAAAAAUAACGCGCCAGAGACUGAGGAGUCGCAAUUAACUUGUGACAGUAAAAGUGCUGAUGAAAGAAGUGUAUACAGCUUAGAUUGGCUUUUUGAAGAAGCGCCGCAGCCUAUAGCAUCGACCAGCAAGGAAGCGGAGGCUUGCUCCCUGCCCAAUGACGAGGUGCUAUGUCAAAAACUUGCCAAUGCUUUAGGUGAAUCGUCUUCCAACGUUCCAAAAAACUUGGGCGCUAUACCAAAGCAGAUAAAAAACUUAGCGCGUUCACGAGCUUCAUCCCAGAAGGAGAACAAGAAGAGAGAUUCUAAGGAUUCUAAAAAAGAAAAAGAUGAAAAUAUAGAAGAUGAUAGAAUCCUUCUGGAUGCUGUUGAAGCUCAGGCUGCUUUGGUACAAGGACUUGAAUGUUUGUUCGCGGCUACUAAUGCUAACACCGUAGUUAUGCCUCCUCCGAAUCGAGAGGAAAGACCACGAAGUCACAGGCAAAGCAUUCGAUGUGAAAGGGAGAAUUCUCACAAGACGAGAAAAAGGUCCAUCGAAGAAGUGGCACAGACGUCCACAAAUACUCUACUUCCCACUUCAAUGCCAUUAUUGGCUGCAUUCCUUAACUCUAGAGUAGAUUUUAUGCCUUGCUGUGUACCUGAUAAUCCUGCUGCGGAGCCCGCGCCACACGCAGAGGAAGGAACAAGACUGAGACCUCUAAUGGACAGAAACCAUAGGAACCGCGUGCGGAAAAUCAAGCGCUCAACGAGACAGCGUAAUAACCCACAAAACAAUCCCGAUAAAAAAGACAAACCCUCAAGUGCUGAAAACCCGAAUAAUUCCACCAGUGUACAUUUCGCGACAUCUUUUGAUGACACGACUGAUGGAGCGAUACAUUGUUUCAUGGACGAAUAUGGGAACUGGAUGUCAUACACAUUUGACAAAAACAGUUCAGGUCGGGCGCAAGCUCAACCUAUACCAUUACCAGAGAAAGAGGACAAUGUCAGACUAAAUAGGGUGAAACCCAUUGAAAAUCCAGACAACUCCCAGGAAACUGCCGGGGAAGGCAGUUGUGGUUCUCUAGAAUCGGAAGCUGGAAAUAGCGAGAGUAUAGCAAAAAAACGCGGCGACAGCAUAGACCAAAGCUCUUCGAACCAGGGAAGCAACAAUCCCCUUCUAUCCAGCAACAAUAAUAUAUCUACAGUGGUUGCGAUAAAUACUAAUAAUGCGAAUAAGCGCUUUUACGUCUUCGACGGAGGAACUACUUCUCACGCAGACCAGCCAAGGUCUCCAGUUGCUUAUGUGACUGAUAGAUUACUAGAACAAAUUGAGGCCGAAAGACAGUCGAGGAUGGGCCUGCCCAGUAUGCAUAUUAACUUCUUGAUGAGCCAGCAGAGAGCACAACAACAGGCCCAGCAGCAAGUUGAGAACACUUCAGCGAACUUGCCAAGUCUCAUGCCUUCCAUAGGCGAAGAAAGCGUCGAAAUCAACAUCAGAAGCAAAUUCUCAAGACUGCUGGAUGAUUUAGAAAAGGCUAAUCAACCGAAACCAAAAACAUAUUACAAUUUCAAGUUUUCUAAAUGCUUUGAAGUCAAAGUUACUAUGGAUAGGUUGAAGCUCAUGGCGCUUUUCGAUCGUAACUUGACAUUCAGAGAAACAUUCAUAUCUAUAGUCCUCGCGAUAAUGGUUGCUGUUUUGGGAUCGAUGGUUCUAAAUCUCGGAUUCUACAGGGAUAUUUACGCAUUUUGGUUUUGUUUUAUCAUAGCGGGAAGUCAAUAUUCGUUGUUGAAGAGCGUUCAACCGGACUCCGCGUCUCCGGUGCAUGGAUUUAAUAAAAUGGUUGUGUUUUCGAGACCUGUGUAUUUUUGUUUGUGCGCGGCGAUAUUAUGUGCAGUGAAUGGGUAUUUGGAACAGACUACUCCAUUGUCAGACGAUUCGCAUAACAGAAGCAAAAGAAGUGCUGAGGAGGUAAAAUCCCUCGUAGUGUAUGGAUUCGAAUUGAACGAAAGAGACUUCUUCUACGUUAUUCAAGAAAUUCUAUCAAAAUUUCUGCUGUUUUUUCCAUUGGCAUUCAGUUUCGGUUUCUUUCCGCAAGUGAAUACAUUUCUUAUGUAUUUGUUGGAACAGAUCGACAUGCAUGUAUUCGGUGGAAACGCUACGAGCAGUUUGAGUGCGGCAGUAUAUUGCGUCGUACGAUCUCUGGCUGCUAUAGGAGUGCUAUACGGCUUUGCUUACAGCGGGCUAGUUGAAGGCAAGAAGUCGCAACAUCAGAAGCACAACAUACUCUUUUCCAUAUUUUGUGGGCUUCUCGUCCCGAUUGCAUAUCACCUGAGUCGAAGCGCAAGUGACUACAGUUUAAUCUGGAACCUAAUCAAAAAGCAUUUACUGCCCCCGGAAUUAUAUGUGAUGCAUACUCCUGAAUGUGCUCCUGAGAUGAAUAAAGACGAGCCGAACACGUUGAGUGACGAUAAGAAGAACAAUUCAGAGAGUAACAUUUCUAAACACAAUUCUAUUGGGAGCUCGGCGUCCAAGAUUAACUUUAGCUCCGAGACUAAUAUAGCGAAGACGCAGAAGCGUUCUCAGACGUCGAGCGUUAGCUCACUGAAGAUGGACCCUCGCGCAGGGGACACUAUGAACUCGACUAUGUCAUUGAAGGUUGACCCUCCUACAGAAACAGAAGACAAAAGCCGAGAUUCUAACACCAACAACUCGAGUAAUAAAGAUCCCGCUGACAAACCUGAUGAAGACAUGGAGGAUCCACUGCCAAAGAAGUUGCAAGCAACCGUGAAUGCUCGUCUAAAGAAUGACGUCAUAGUAUGCACUUUUCUUGGACUGUUCGUGUUUGGACUCCACUGCACGACUGUGUUCACGACGCUUAGACCGCAACUUAACAUGGUUCUUUGGAUAAUAGCGGGCAUCCUCGGCUGGGUGCUGCACUAUCUGACGCCGCAGCUGCGCAAGCAGCAGCCCUGGCUGUGCCUGGCCGGGCCCGUGCUGCGCCAGCACGAGCACGCGCAGUUCGAGGUCACCGAGCCCGCGCGCCUCAUGUGCUUCGAGCGGAUAUUCGUGUACCUGUGUUUCCUGGAGCGCAACGUGUUGUACCCGGGCGUGGUGAUUGCGGCCACAACGCAAGACGCGCCGGCCAUCGCCGCCAAGUAUGGUGACGCCGUCGGCGCGCUCAUUAUAUGCGUGUGCGCUUUGAAAUGUCUCAGGAACGCUUACUCAGAGCCCGAUUCCCAGUACCUCAUCCUGGUAUUCGCUUUCCUGCUCUUUCAACGGGACCUGAGCAGUCGAAACGUAUCGGAAACGUUCCUCGUGGACUAUUUCAUUACCGCCAUUAUCUUCAGCAAAGUCUACGAAUUCUUACUCAAGAUCCAGUUCGUGGUGACGUACAUCGCGCCGUGGCAGAUCACGUGGGGCAGCGCGUUCCACGCGUUCGCGCAGCCCUUCUCCGUGCCGCACUCCGCUAUGCUGUUCCUGCAGGCGGCGCUCUCGGCGCUGCUGUCCUCGCCUCUCACGCCCGCGCUGGGGAGCGCGAUAUUCAUGACGUCAUACGUGCGCCCGGUGAAGUUCUGGGAGCGCGACUACAACACCAAGAGGGUGGACCAAAGCAACACCAGGCUGUCGUCGCAGCUUGAACGCAAUCUCGGAUCCGAUGAUAACAACCUGAAUUCGAUAUUCUACGAACAUCUGACCCGGUCACUACAACACUACCUGUGCGGCGAUUUGAUGCUUGGUCGGUGGGGGCAGGUCCAACAGGGAGACUGCUUUGUUCUGGCGUCGGACUACUUGAACUGCCUCGUGCACAUCGUGGAGAUGGGCAACGGGCUGGUGUCGUUCCAGCUGCGCGGCCUCGAGUUCCGAGGCACGUACUGCCAGCAGAGAGAGGUCGAGGCCAUCUCGGAGGGGCCUGAGGAGAGCAGCGAGGGCGUGUGCACGGGUCUAUGGUGGUGCGGCGGGCGCGUCCUAGCCCCGGGCGCGGCGUGGGCGCUGCGCUGGCUGGCGUGGCAGCUGGCCAGCGCGCGCUACGUGCUCGAGGGGUACAGCGUCAGCGACAACAGCGCCGUCUCCAUGCUGCAGGUCUUCGACUUCAGGAAGGUGCUGCUCACGUACUACGUCAAGAGCAUCAUCUACUACACGAUCCAGUCAAACAAGCUGGAAGAGUGGCUGGCGUCGCCGGUGCUCUCAGAAGCGCUGAAGCCUAUGAACGAGCGCGCCUUCGUGGACCUAGACCCGAUAUUCAACGUCAACCUCGAUGAAGAUUAUGACUUUCGGGCGUCGGGUAUUACUAGGGGCAGAUUCUGCGCGAUAUACCAAGAGUGGAUAGUCCACUGCGGCGUUCGACGCGGCGCGGGCUGGCGGCGCCGCGCGGCCGCCAAGGACUCGGCGCUGGUCACGCUGUGCUUCGCGCUCAGCCUGCUCGGCCGCCGCGCGCUGGCCGCCGCGCAGCACCUGUCCGCGUCCAGGUACCUUCCCGCCGCCGCAGCUGUGUGUAGCGGGACCUGCACCGGCGCCCGCGAGGACUCGGCGCUGGUCACGCUGUGCUUCGCGCUCAGCCUUCUCGGCCGCCGCGCGCUGGCCGCCGCGCAGCACCUGUCCGCCUCCAGGUACCUUCCCGCCGCCGCAGCUGUGUGUAGCGGGACCUGCACCGGCGCCCGCGAGGACUCGGCGCUGGUCACGCUGUGCUUCGCGCUCAGCCUGCUCGGCCGCCGCGCGCUGGCCGCCGCGCAGCACCUGUCCGCGUCCAGGUACCUUCCCGCCGCCGCAGCUGUGUGUAGCGGGACCUGCACCGGCGCCCGCGAGGACUCGGCGCUGGUCACGCUGUGCUUCGCGCUCAGCCUUCUCGGCCGCCGCGCGCUGGCCGCCGCGCAGCACCUGUCCGCCUCCAGGUACCUUCCCGCCGCCGCAGCUGUGUGUAGCGGGACCUGCACCGGCGCCCGCGAGGACUCGGCGCUGGUCACGCUGUGCUUCGCGCUCAGCCUUCUCGGCCGCCGCGCGCUGGCCGCCGCGCAGCACCUGUCCGCCUCCAGGUACCUUCCCGCCGCCGCAGCUGUGUGUAGCGGGACCUGCACCGGCGCCCGCGAGGACUCGGCGCUGGUCACGCUGUGCUUCGCGCUCAGCCUGCUCGGCCGCCGCGCGCUGGCCGCCGCGCAGCACCUGUCCGCGUCCAGGUACCUUCCCGCCGCCGCAGCUGUGUGUAGCGGGACCUGCACCGGCGCCCGCGAGGACUCGGCGCUGGUCACGCUGUGCUUCGCGCUCAGCCUGCUCGGCCGCCGCGCGCUGGCCGCCGCGCAGCACCUGUCCGCCUCCAGGUACCUUCCCGCCGCCGCAGCUGUGUGUAGCGGGACCUGCACCGGCGCCCGCGAGGACUCGGCGCUGGUCACGCUGUGCUUCGCGCUCAGCCUGCUCGGCCGCCGCGCGCUGGCCGCCGCGCAGCACCUGUCCGCCUCCAGCGUCGAGUUUUUCCUUUACGGGCUGCACUCGCUGUUCAAAGGCGACUUCCGCAUCACGUGCGCGCGCGACGAGUGGGUGUUCACCGACAUGUCGCUGCUGCAUUCCGUGCUGGCGCCCGCCAUCCGCAUGGCUCUUAAACUGCACCAGGACCACUUCAUGUUCCCCGAGGAGUACUGCAGCAGUUCAGCGCUGUACGCGGCCAUAUCGUCGCACGCGCAGCGCCUCGUAAUCUGCCACGAGGCGGCGCCGGCGUGGCGCUACAAUGUGCUCAGGGGCGCGCCGCAUUUGCUGGCAUUGAGGCACGUGAUGGACGAAGGCAACGACGACUACAAGAUCAUAAUGCUGAACAAGCGCCAUCUAGGCUUCAGGGUGAUCAAACUGAACCGCGAAUGCGUGCGUGGGCUCUGGGCUGGACAGCAGCAGGAGCUGGUCUACCUCAGGAACAGAAACCCGGAGAGAGGCUCCAUACAGAACGCUAAGCAGGCCCUGCGGAACAUAAUAAACUCGUCGUGCGACCAGCCCAUCGGGUACCCGAUCUACGUGUCGCCGCUCACGACGUCGUACGCGGACACGUCGCCGCAGCUCUGUUCCCUGCUGGGUGGGCCCGUCACCGUCACCGCCAUCAAGCGUCGCAUCGUAGCCGCGUGGCGACGCAUUCGGCGGCGGUGCGGGGAGGGCUGCAGCAGCGGGGGCGGCGGCGCGUGCGCGGCCGAGGCGGGCGCGGCGCGGCCGGCCGUCACGCCGCGACACAACGCGCUGCACCUGUCGCGGACCUCGCUCGGUGAGUGUAGCGUACUGUCCCCAGCACGCGGCGGAGGCGGGCGCGGCGCGGCCGGCCGUCACGCCGCGACACAACGCGCUGCACCUGUCGCGGACCUCGCUCGCACGCGGCGGAGGCGGGCGCGGCGCGGCCGGCCGUCACGCCGCGACACAACGCGCUGCACCUGUCGCGGACCUCGCUCGGUGAGUGUAGCGUACUGUCCCCAGCACGCGGCGGAGGCGGGCGCGGCGCGGCCGGCCGUCACGCCGCGACACAACGCGCUGCACCUGUCGCGGACCUCGCUCGCGGGAACUAGAGGCAGCCUGGCGAGCGCGGGCAAGCCGACCUCGUCUACGCUAGCAUCACUGGCGGGCCUACUCCGGGAGCACUCUCAUGAAAGGACCCUGGAGGAAGCUGCGUACGCAAGCACACAAGACAACAGCUCGCCCCGCAGGCGUAGCGAGGAGCGAGCCAGCUCCGCGCCGCCGCGUCGUGAACGCAAUAUGCGCGCGCGAAACGCCGCCAAGGAACCCGCCCGACAGGCCAGUAGCAGCCGCAGCCGGGCGCGGCGCGAGCGCGCGGUGCCGGCGUCGUUCCGCCUGCUCGCCGCGUCAGACAACUUGCGCGCAGAAUCGCACGCCGACGACGCGCAGGGAUCAACUGGUAGUGGCUGGGAAGGAGCUUGGAGGGACCAGCCAAGACGCGCGGCGAGUGCUAAGGUAUCGAGCGGGCGCGUCCCGAGCGCGGAAUCGUCACUGGAAGACCUGGCGCUAGCUCCAAGCGGAUUGGACCUGUCGCUGCCCGACUGCAAGAUCAUCGCCAACAGGAACGCCAGGCAAGACAGAGACUUUAAAAGAUACUUCAUAAACGAGGGCACAUCUAAAGACCUAUCGAAGCUCAGCAAAGAGAUACGUCACGAGCGCGAGAGCUACCGAGAGCUCACCGGUCGAUACAUCGAGAAGCCCGAAUCGAUACCGUUGAAAGAGACUCACUACUCGGACUUGUCCCACAAGGAGUCCGUCCUGAAGAAGGACUCGAAAAAGGACUCUAAAACUAAAGAGAUAAAGACAAAGAUCAAGCGCUCGGAUUCGGGGAAGAGUGAGUUGAAGAUAAACGUCAGUGUGGGGAGUAAAGUGUUGAUAACGGAGCCUUUGGGAGUGUACGAUUGUAUCAACUUGGGGAGGAGGAUUGACGUGCAGUGGCCCUCUGAGUACCAGAGGGAAAGGGGCGGGAGAAACUUCUGGGGCAGCUGGGUGCCUCUCGCGGGGAUGGAUGGACUGGUGGUGCACAAAUGGAUUCCAAACCAUAGGGACCCCAAGCUCCGCUCACACGUAGACAAAAGCAUCCUGCUCAUAGAAAUUGAUGAUAAAUUCGUUCCUAUCGCGGAAAACUGUGUGCAAGACCUCGGCGACGAAGUUUAAACUUUAUAGCAUUGACGUAAGCUCUAUUCUUGCUUAUCAGUCUUGAAUUUAGACUUAAGGAUUGGACUGUACCUCGACUCCUGUAUUCUUAACGCGAAGAUCUCCAAAACAAACCUUAGUUUAAACUAUUCAUCUGAUUCUCAUUGUAAUAUACUAAAAUAUUAUGUUCCUAUCACUGAGAAAUUUAUUGAAUGACUCGAGAGGCAAUGAAAUCUGACAGUUCCUGAUAAAGUGAAAUGAUAAUGAUGAAAUUUACAUCCUCUGUCAUAAUUCACAGAUCAGUUCCACAAAAUAUGUUAUCAACCCAACCUUUUAUGUUAUAAAUAGUAAAUAAUAACUUGAACGUGAGCUAAAUACUCAUAAAAAUGACAAGAAGUAUGUAACCCUGUUAAUAAAAAGGGGUAACGUAUGCAAAAUCAAACCAAACGCGAACGAGAUUAGGUUGAGUUCGCUAGUAUCGAAUUUAAAAGCGUAAUUAUGUAAGUGUCGGUGUAUAUUUUGGCUAUUUGUACUAGUUUACAAUCUUACGAAAAAUACGGUAGAUUCUGAACCAAUAUUAGAUAUAAUUAAACAUAAAAUUAAGCACCUAAGUAAAUACUUUCUGUUUAUAAAACUGAGCCCCGAUUACGGUAACUUUUAACGUCUACAAUCCAGACGCGCUUCAUCGAUUCUGCGAUACGAUUGGUCAAAACAGCUGACGUACGCUGUUUUGAUCAUUACGCUGACCAAUCGUAUCGCAGAAUCGAUGAAACGCGUCUGGAUUGAAAACGUUAAAAAUUACCGUAAUCGGGGCUCUGUUCUGAUAGCCACCAAUAGAAUAAAGUUACGAAUUUCAAGUUUAUUCAGCCGAUUUGAAGUUAAUAAAUUAAUUCAUUCCGUUUCUCGUAAGUUCUAAACUAGUAACGAGGGUAGGAAAUUAAGAAUAGCGGACAGUGUGAUCUAAAUUAGCUAGACACAGAUCUUUAGAACUUGUGUUAUUUAGUUAACUGCCUGAUUUUUAUAUUUUUUUAUAUUUCUUUGAAGUUCCUCUCUUUAGUUAUAGUAAUAUGGGAACUAUGAAUUGUAACCAAUGUCUUAAAAGUUUAACUACAUAAGCUAUGAAGUGUUACACGCGUAGACACUGUUUAAAUAAAUUGUGCCAAGACCAAAGGUACUAUUGAUCCCAAAUGUGUCACAAACUAUUGUUACGAAAUAUUUGAUUUUAAUUUAAAAAACGCAUCUUAGGAUGCAUAAAUACAAUCAUACGCAGGUACAAUGGGUUAAAAAUAAGCUUUAUAAUCUUUAGAAAAAUGAAAUGUACGUCAUUGAUAAAAUUUAAGUACAUUUUGUGCGUGUAUAAAGUAUUUAUACAUAAUAAUAAAUUGUAAUAUAAAUUUCCUUGUAACCAAAACCUGAUUUAUGUUACAGUAUAGUUUGCAUAAACCCAAAUCCACGAUGUAUAUACAUAAGAGUAAACGCUUUGUUGUGUGUGAGUAGCUUUAUGGUAGACAGGUUCGUUCGCUGUGUAAAUAUAAUUGUAUAUAAUGUAAAAUAAUAUGUAAACAUUUGUAUAUUUAUCUCUUAAUAUAUAAAAAACGUGUAUACAUUAUUAUGAUAAGAAGAGUACUCUUUUUAUUUUUGUUAUGUUUUUCUUCACUAAAUUUAAGUAAAAAUUACUCCCAAAAAAUCUUAGUCUUUCUUCGACACCAAAUGAAUCUUUUAUUAUGAAAUAUGUAUUAGGUGUUCUCUUUUAAGCUGAGUACACAUUCGGUCGCCGCCUGACGUAGUCUGGGACAUAAAGUAUCAUAAAAAAUGCCUUUGCAUUUUAACACAGAAGUGUGUACGAGGCUUAAUUACUUUUUAAUUAAUAAUGACUGUUGUUUGUUAAAUAUGUAUACUUGUGAUGCAUUUUUAUAUCUAUGUAUUGUUUAUGAUCGAAGGUAAUGUGAAAUUAUGGCACGUUGAGUUUUAUAAAUUUAAGGGGAUUUAAAUUAUUAAAUAAUGUUAUUGUACAAUCGGAGCGCGCGCAACACUAGUUGUAUACCUAAUUAUUAUAAGCACAUAUCGCAGAUAUUAUCAUACUAAAUUGGAAAGUGCUAAUUCAUUAGUAACGUAAACUGUAUCAAAAAGAAAUCAUAAUUUUGUGGAAAUCGGUCUUGAGUUUCAAUAUUUAAUAUUAAAAUUAUUUAUAUCGUGACUCAAAUGCGGUAUUUAUUCGCGAGUGUGCUUGUAAUAAGCUUGAUUGAAAACGAUUUUCUUUCUAAAGUUAUUAACGUUUGAGACCUUCCCCGUCAUGUUGAAAUGUUUACAUUAUUAUUAUGUAUGCAAUGCACAUUCUAUCCUGCGGCGGGUUGAUAGUACUAGUUUUUAAAUCUUUUGACAAAUCUUUUCCACUAAAAGAAUCUUGUUACCUAUUUCAAAACAUUAAAGCAUUUUAACGAUCUAAAUUUAAAUCACGAUCUCUUUUUAAUAUUUUUUGAAGAUACAAUCGAUAUUUAAACUAGUAUUUUCACUCGCUUUAGUAUCCUUCGCAUUUGCUAUCUAAGUGUACAAUUUACAUACCAAUAAGUUAAUUACAAAAAUAGUCUUAUAUUAUAAAAUGUUAAAGAAACUGCUUGUUUUACGAUGACAUUUUAACUUCAAUGGAAUCUAAUCUUCCUUUCACUGGUAGCAAAUGCGAACGGACCACAAAAAUGAGUAUAUAUUCUCAAGUUGCCUUAAUAUAUUUUAGACUGAUUUUUUAUAAUCGUGAGCGUAUCUAAGCCCAUAUUAUAUAUGAAUAGAUAAUUGUUAAGAUAUAGUAUUGCGCUCUUGAAUUUAAUUAUUUAAAAUAUAAGAACAUCGCAAUGUACUUAUGCUCCACUUAAAGGCGGUUUACACUAUAGAGUCCACCGAAUCAUACGUGGCGAUCACCUAUAAUGUUCUUGCAUUCGAUUCUCUAUCAAUGUGUACUAUAGUUAUUAUUUCUAAGGAACACUAUUCCUUGAAACUUAUGAAGUUACAUGUCAAUUUCGUUCGAAUUUUCUUUACCUCACUUGUGUUUCGCUCGUAAUACAAUACGUUAUAAUAUUGUGUCGUGUGUCAAUGGAUGAACGGUAUGCAGUUGAUGUCUUAAAAAUAUUAACAAAGUAGAUUUUAAAUGAUAGGAAGCACAAUCCGUCCACAGAGAUGUGUUUUCUGCAUAUGCAAACAUGACAUUUGACUUGAUUUGAGUUUUAUGAGAUGUACACAAACAAAAUAUGUACCUUAUAACACUUCAAAAACGAAUUUAUUGCAUUAUUUGUUAGGGCAUAUGCAGAUUAAAAACGUCAGAGUUCCAUUAGGCAUUGAGUGAAAACCGCCGAAUAUAACUGUUGAAUUGUGUUAUUAUGAAUAUCAAAAUAAAUAUCCCGAAAUAAAGUGGUACUUGGAA